AUGUCCGCCUCCGCGUCGGACGUGUCCACUGCCGCCGCCACGUCGCUCCGGCCAAUGAGAGGCCGCCACGUCACCUUCCCCGCCGCCUCAGCCAACCGGCGCGCGCCACCUCACCCCGCCUCUCUCUCCUUCGCCGAGCCGCGCCCCGUCGGCGCCUCCCCGCCGCCCGGCGUGCCGCCCCUGCUCCUCCCGCCGGCGACCGGAGUCGCCGCGCCAAUCCGCCCGUGGCCACGCGCCUCCAUCGGCGCCCUGCCAGCCGACCCUCGCCGCCUCCCGCGCCCCGCGCCGUCCCCGCGCCGCCCGGCCUUCCCCGCCGCCGGAUCUCCUCCGUCGCCGGCGUCCAAGCUCGCGGGCGCCGCCUCCUCGCCGGACCGGGUCGGGGUGGAUGAGAUCCACCCGUCCCGCGAUCCAAACGCGCCGUCCCGCGACCCGGAUCCCUCCGUCCCGCUCCGUCUCGUCCCGCGUUGA
Molecule: messenger RNA, 468 nt
Organism: Aegilops tauschii subsp. strangulata
Lineage: Eukaryota; Viridiplantae; Streptophyta; Magnoliopsida; Poales; Poaceae
Source: RefSeq, a predicted model, not a curated record